Messenger RNA from Neomonachus schauinslandi (Hawaiian monk seal), 4683 nucleotides. RefSeq names its product oncostatin M receptor (gene OSMR). Lineage: Eukaryota; Metazoa; Chordata; Mammalia; Carnivora; Phocidae. Gene Ontology annotation, cellular component: membrane; external side of plasma membrane. Gene Ontology annotation, molecular function: cytokine receptor activity; protein binding. The record is from RefSeq and is a predicted model, not a curated record. The coding region runs from base 112 to 3018 and encodes 968 amino acids. Gene Ontology annotation, biological process: immunoglobulin mediated immune response; cytokine-mediated signaling pathway. The transcript has 18 exons.
UCACCCGCAUAGAGCGGUUCAGGAACUUUCCAAGACCGGAGAGCGGGCCGCGGUGAUUCCGAAAACGCCGCGUGGCCCAGGGCUUUGCCCCUGACACCAAAUCCAGAACCUAUGGCUCUCUUUUCAGUCUUUCAGACAACAUUCCUCUUGGCAUUGCUGUCCUUGAGAACUUACCAGAGUGAAGUCUUGUCUGAACCUUUGCCAUGGGCCCCUGAAUCCCUGAAAGUUUUUAUCAAUUCUACACAUCAGUGUUUGCAUUUACAGUGGAGUGUCCACAACCUUGCUCAUCAUCAGGAAUUAAAAAUGGUUUUUCAGAUAGAAAUCAGUAGAAUUAAAACAUCGAAUGUCAUCUGGGUGGAGAACUAUAGCACCACUGUGAAGUGGAACCAAGUUCUGCACUGGAGCUGGGAAUCCAAGCUCCCCUUGGAAUGUGCGAAACAUUUUAUAAGAAUGAGGAGCGCGGAGGAUGAUGCCAAGACCCCCGAGCAGAGUUUCUGGAGCAAUUGGAGCUCGUGGGAGGAAGUAGAUGUACAGAAUUCUCUUGGACACGACCCAUUGUUUGUUUUCCCUAAAGAUAAGCUGGUGGAGGAAGGCUCCAAUGUCACCAUUUGUUACGUUUCCAGGAGCCCGCAAAGUAACAUAUCCUGUUAUUUGGAAGGCGUGCAGAUGCAGGGAGAACAGCUCGAGCCAAAUGUCACCGUGUUCAACUUGAAUCAUGUUGCUUUCAUUAGGGAAACUGGGACAAAUAUCUACUGUAAGGGGGACCAAGGAGACAGUAUAAAGGGCAUCGUUCUCUUUGUGUCAAAAGUCCUCGAGGAGCCCAAGGAAUUUUCUUGUGAAACCCAGGACCUCACGACACUGAACUGUACUUGGGAUCCUGGGAGUGACACUGGCUUGCUCAAACAGCUUUCCCAAAGCUAUACUUUAUUUGAAUCAUUCUCCGGGAAAAAAACACUUUGUAAACACAAAAGCUGGUGUAGUUGGGAAGUAGCUCCAGAGUCCCAAGAAAUGUAUAACUUCACACUCACGGCUGAAAACUACUUAAGAAAGAGAAGUGUUCACCUUCUUUUUAACCUGACUCAUCGAGUGCACCCAAUGGCUCCCUUUAGUGUACUGUUUACAGAUGUAAGCACCACAAAUGCCACCAUGACCUGGAAGGUUCACUCCACUGGUAAUUAUUAUACACUGCUGUGCCAGGUUAAACUCUAUGGUGAAGGAGAAGUAACACAACACAAUGUUUCCGUCGAGGUGGAUGGUGAGCAGCUCUUCAGUGGCCUGGAGCCGGACACAGAGUACAGGGCCCAAGUACGCUGUGCUAAUGCCAACCACUUCUGGAAAUGGAGUGAAUGGACUCAUCAGAACUUCACCACAGCAGAAGCUGCUCCCUCAGAGGCUCCUGACGUCUGGAGAAAUGUGAAGUCAGUGCAGGGACAUUCUGUUGUGACUUUAUUCUGGAAGCCACUAUCAAAAUUGCAGGCCAAUGGGAAGAUUCUGUUCUAUAAUAUAGUUAUAGAAAAUCUAGACAGAUCAUCCAGCUCGAAGUUCCUCUCCAUUCCUGCUCCGGCCAAUGGCACCGAACUAAACCUAGACCAGUGUUCGUACCAAAUCCACGUCACAGCUCAUAACAGUGUGGGCACGUCCCCUGCUUCGGUCAUCAUAGUCUCUGGAGAUCCUGGAAACAAAGAAGUUGAAGAAGAAAGAGUUAAAGGCACGGAGGAUGGAUUCUCUCUGUCGUGGAAACCCCAACCCGGAAACGUCACGGGCUACAUUGUGGAGUGGUGUGACCGUCCCCGGGGCCCGCUCUGUGAUCUCCAGUGGAAGAGCGUCGGUCCCACUACCACAAGCACCGUUGUUAGCUCAGAUGCUUUCAGACCAGGGGUCCAAUACAACUUCAGAAUUUAUGGAAUUUCUACAGAAAGAGUUCCUUAUUUAUUAGAGAAAAAAACAGGAUACUCCCAGGAACUGGCUCCGUCAGACAACCCUCAAGUGGUCAUGAGUAACCUGACCUCCCGCUCCUUCACUCUGAGUUGGAAGGAUUAUUCCAUUGAAUCCCAACCCAGUUUUAUACAAGGGUACCACGUCUACCUGAAAUCCAAGGCGGGGCAGUGCCACUCAGGAUCUGAAAAGGCAGUUCUUUCAGAUGAUGCAGUGUGUUGCAAAUACAAAAUUGACAACCCGAAACAAAAGACAUUUGUCGUGGAAAACCUACAGCCAGAAUCCUUCUAUGAGUUUUUGGUCACCCCGUACAGCAGUGUUGGCGAGGGCCCCCAUGGCGCUUUCACAAAGGUCACAACUCCGGAUGAAUACUCCCCUAUACUGAUACGUGUCAUACUCCCUAUGGUUUUCUGCAUUUUGCUCAUCAUGAUCAUAUGCUACUUGAAAAGUCAGUGGAUGAAGGAGAAGUGUUAUCCUGACAUUCCAGAUCCUUACAAGAGUAGUGUUCUGUCAUUAAUAAAAUCCAAGGAGAAUCCUCGCCUAACAAUAAUGAAUAUCAAAGACUGUGUUCCAGACUCUAUUGAGGUUCUAAACAAGCAGGAAGGCACUAGGAAGUCACUCACAGAAACUGAGUCUUCCAAGCCCACCUACCUUUACCUCCUUCCAACAGAGGAGAGCUACUCCGGCCCUGGGCCCUGCAUCUGUUUUGAGAACUUUACCUAUAAUCAGGCAGCUUCGGACUCUGCUUCUUGUGGCCAUGUCCCAGUAGCCCCCAAAGCCCCACCAAGUCAGCUGGCACUGUUGACAUCACCUGAAAAUUUACUAAAGGCACUAGAAGAAAACUACAUGAACUCCCUGGGAGAAAUUCCAGCCGGAGAAACUAGUUUAAAUUAUGUGUCCCAGUUGGCUUCAGCCAUGACUGGAGACAAGUUCAGUCUCCCCACAAAUCCACCAGAGCCAGCACUGUGUUCAGAGUAUAAAAUGCAAAUGGCCAUACCCUUGGGUCUUGCCUCUCCUCCCUCGAGUGGGAGUAGCAGCCUCUCUUCCUUUACCCUUUUAGAUGAAGGUGAACACUACCACUAAUCAGUAUACCCAGUUCAUGCCUUUAUGCUACAUAGAUGCAAAAAAGGAGCAUCGCUGCACCAUUCCAUCACCCGAUGCCUCGGCGCGUAAUUCCAGUGAGCGGUCACCGUUGGCACACGAGACCACUACAGUCUGGCUUGGUUUCAAAGGGCAGAAGCUAUGGAACUUAACAUCCCUUCUUGGAGCAGGCUUGCCGUAGAAAUGGCGGGAUCGUGGGAAUAGGCUUACCUUGCUGCGUCUGUUCCAGGCUCACCUUUAGAACAGUAGACCUGGCACUUGACAUGGGGAUAGACCCUGCCCACUCAGUACUGGACAGGGUGCCUAUGGUCCUAGAAGUUCAGUUUUUAGCAAGGAAAUAUUUCCAUUAAGUUUUACCCGUAUGUCUUAUAUUAAGGGUAAAGGAACUAGAUUUAAGGUUUUAGCAAAGGCCACAGAAGAUUCAUGACCAGACCAUAAAUUGUCCAUUUAUUCUGGGUGUGUUUAAUGAAAAAGUCACAUGAUGUUUGAGAGUAAAACAGAUUUUAGACUUGCCUUGAAGUGAGAACAAUUUGUAGUUCAUUGAUGCAGUAGAAUGAACUCUUCUGGGCGCACAGACCUUAUCUGAUAGGUAAAGCACGUGAAUGAUCAAUAAGAUCCCCACAACUGCCUUUCCAUUUAGCUUACUACAGUUAAAGAGUGGGACUGCCAAGGAACUCUUGACUUAGCGUCAAGACAACAGCACUCCUACUUGGUGGACAUCAGUCUUUGACCAUAAUUUUUGACAACUACCUCAGAAUAGAAAAAAGAAAAUGUUGUUAUUAAUUCCAUUCACAUUUUAUGGUUCCUCUUUUUUUCAAGAACUACUAUAUAUAAGUGACCUGUUUUCAUUUAGUACCUUUUGGUCUUUGCCAUUGUCUGGGUCAAGAAAAUAUCCUGUCUCAUGUAUAUUCCUAUUAUGCUAACAAUGAAUAAAAGGAAACUUCAUUGUUGGACAUAGUUUAGACAUAAUUGUAAAAAGCUAUAGAGUGGGAAAUUCUGUAUUUGCUCAGCAGCAGCUUUGUCUCAUUGAAUCAAUAUAUACAAAUGCACCUGAUGCAUAACAGGUGUUCAGUACGUGCCCGUUCCUUUCUCUUCCUUCUACCUAUCAAAGCUUUAUGUUUAUUUAUCACAUUUCUAAGCAAGUAUCAGGAGUUCCUUGUUUGCUGUGCUGGAAAUGACAGCAUCUAGGUCUCUGGUACCAAAUGCCUUGCACUGUGUCAUCAACACCACACAACCAAGAGACCAAAAGAUCCACAUCUCAAGUAAGGUGGCUGCCAACUGGCCUAAAUAUACCAACACAAACCAGGGCUUCUGUUCAGACUUUUCAACUUUUUCCUUAUGUAGAACUAAACCUUUUGCUGGAAAAACUGGUUAUGUACUCCUAACAUAGUACAAAUGAGUACUCGAUUAGUCUGAUAGUUUUGAGAAGAUUUUGGGGGCCAGUAUUGUCAUCAUUUAGCCUCUUUGUUGCUUUCUCAUAUGUCAAUGGCUGUGAAGACUGAUUUGUAAAUAGUAUCUUUCAUAUAGAUUUUCUUUUAAAAAUAACCCAUGAAACCUUGGAAGUCAUUUUUGUUGCAAAAAGCCUAAUUAAAAUAUUUCACCACUGCAUUUUGUGUUUUCUCUACCUCAAUGAAAUGAGAAUCUAAC